AUGUCGUCAAACAAGCGUCGUAAACUCGAUACUCCAGCUGCCCCUUCAUCAGCAGUAAGCGCAAUAAGCGCACUUGCAGCUCGCCGUCGCUUAGUUGCUAGCACACCCGCCAAGGAGCCCAGCUCCUCUCCCGAGCCUGAAGAACGAGCGUCGGCCAGGACAAAUUCCUUCAAUGUCUUGCAGAAAUUGAAAACCCAGAGCGAGCCGUCAAAGCCAUCCCCCAAAAGAAAUGGGCCAAAAGGCACUCGUGGCGAACCAAGGGCCGCAGCACAGGGCAGUAAGCUCAGUGAUUCUUCUAUACAAGAAACGACAGCUACAAUUUCUCGAACCGCGUUUUCAUCCUUCUUACUAAGUAAAAAUAAUUGCCGUACGACAUCACAGGGCACCGUUGCGUUGAAACUAAGAGACAGUGAGAGAUUUAUUGUUAUUGGUAGCUUUGGAAUCAAGGCCAUAGCUGGUGAAGUAACUGUUUUUGGAGCCACUCUCCGGCCAUCAGACCCCAUACACUGGAUACACGCACCUCAUUGUCACGCCAUUCCCGUUCUCAGAACCUCGGAAAAGGUCAGCCUCGAGCUUCACAAUGACCCCAAUGCUGACUCUUUACGGCGCCUGAGCCGUUUAUCUCCUCUAUUUAAAGGCAUAUGGAGCGAAUCAAAAGAUGGACCUACAGAGACAAGCCUAGGAAGGGGGCGCACGUUCCAGAUUGUAUGCAGCUCCGAUGACGCUCCCAAGAAGUGUGUUAUACAAGAGCUCUCAUCCCCUCCAGCAUGGAACAAAAAGUUAGCUGAUCUCGUGUCAGUGGCUAAAGGUAGUCCUUUCACAACCCUUGUAUGUGGCCCUAAAUCUGCCGGAAAGUCAACUUUCUCCAAGAUGCUUGUAAAUCGCAUCUUGACGAGCGAUACAACUACGGCGGCGCGAACGGGUGUCGCCAUUCUUGACCUGGAUCCUGGUCAGCCUGAAUAUGCGCCUUGCGGGACAAUAUCUUUGGUUCAUGUCAUCCGGCCCAACCUGAGUGCUGCCUUUACUCAUCCAGAUCUUGAAGAUGACUCCUACAAAGUCAUUAGAUGCCAUGCUUUGGCGUCCAUAACACCAGCCGCGGCUCCGGAGCACUACCUGGAGUGCGUGUUUGACCUUCUUGACAGCUACCGAAGACAGCUCCGUAAUUGCCAUCUUCUCAUCAACACCCCGGGCUGGAUUCUAGGCACUGGUCAAGACUUGCUGGUUGAAAUCAUCACUCGGGUCAACCCGCCUGAGGUGAUUUACAUGUCUGAAGAUGGCCCUGCGGACGUUGUCGAAGUUCUGCGUGGCGCGACAAAGAAAAUCUUUACUACGCUUCCCUCACAGCCAUCCGAAUUCGCGUCUCGAACCGCCGCUCACCUAAGAGCCAUGCAAGCUAUGUCGUACUUUCACUUGCAAGGCCAGAGUAGCCCGAGUUCUGCGCAGCGGUCAAGCUGGAAUUCAUCGCCAUUGGCAUCCAUUCCGCCCUGGCAAGUCCAGUAUUCGGGCCCAAAGCGAGGAGUUUUUGGGAUUUUAUUAUACGACUACCAGGCUCCGUCUGAGCUGCUCUCAGAAGCCAUUAAUGGAAUGAUCCUUGCAGCAGUUGACAUUGAAUACCCAAAAGCAUUCCGCAAUCUCGCCAAUACAACUCAGUCACCAAUGGAUGACGCGGAUAAAGAUGGCUACUCUGCUAUAAACACCGUCAUCUCAAAGACGGCAGAAGGGCUACCAUACAUCUCAAACACCGACGACAUCACGCUCGAUCCUCGUUUCUCUCAAACCGUCGGCCUCGUUCUCGUCCGAGGCAUCGACAUCGCCACUAAGACGCUCCAUAUCCUCACCCCCAUUCCGCCUCAGAGAAUAGAGCAGAUACGGUUGCAGGGCCGACAAAUCGUGCUGGUUCACGGCAAGUUCGAUGCACCCACCUGGGCUUACACAGAGGACUCUUACGAGCGCACCAGGCAAGAGGAUACUAAUGCAGACAAACCUCUCGAAAUCACAAGCGAAGACACAAGCGAGGACGAAGAUGAAGAUCAUGUUGGCGACGACGAUGAAGAGGACGCCACAAUGGCCGAUGCGCCGCUGGAUCAAAAUGCCGGCUCUUCAACCGCGCUGCCGUGGGUCGAGGUGCUUCGGGGGAAUCAAAAGCGGCCAGUCGGGUCGCGUGUGUGGAGAGUGCGGAGGGACCUAGGCCGCAAUACCGGGGGUGACUGA
This is a messenger RNA of Trichoderma asperellum CBS 433.97, 2211 nucleotides long. NCBI's taxonomy places the organism in Eukaryota, Fungi, Ascomycota, Sordariomycetes, Hypocreales, Hypocreaceae. The record is from RefSeq and is a predicted model, not a curated record.